AAUAAUCACAUUUUCUAUAUUUUGUUCGGUAUACGGUAUACGGUCGAUCGUCAAUCGUUAUCAUGUUAUCAGCUGUCGACCUGUGUUGUUAUGACUAUUUGAUAUUUCUAUUUUAAGACGCAUUUUCGAGUUUCUAGUCUCUACAGUCUAUAGUGUAUCAACAAAAAUAUUUUUACCAAUUUCCACUUUCCAGUUGCCAAAAACACCUUAAAAAUUUUUAAAUAUAGAUACCAAGAUGAAGCCUCAAGAAAUAAAAAAACGAUAUUUUGUACCGAUUGAAGGCAAACGUUUUCAAUGCUUAUAUUGCGAAAGCAUUUAUAAAGAAAACGUUACUAGAAUGGCUUUACAUUUUUCAAAAUGCAAAAAAAAAACCAUCCUCAAUUGCAUCAAAUAAAAAUAAAAAUAACAACGAACAACAGGGAAACAAUAAUAAUUUCAUUGAAAGUGAUUCAUCAAAUACAACCAACGGCACCAACACAGGCUUAAAAAAGAUCAAUACUGGCCAUACUAAAGAAAGGAAAUUAAUAUCAUACAUGGAUACCAUGAAAAAAAAUGAACAAGAUUAUUUAAACAAACUUUUGGGAACUGCUAUUUAUGCAACAGCGACUCCUUUUUCCAUAGUAGAAAAUGAGCAUUGGUUGAAUUUUUUUAAAGCAAUGCGACCCAGUUAUGUGCCACCUUCGCGUUUCACAAUUUCCAACAAGUUGUUGGAUGAAAAACACCAACAGAUAACAUUACACGUUAAAAAAAAGAUAAAUGACGCCUAUGUUUAUGGUGUUCAAGUCGAUGGUUGGAGCAACAUCAGAAAUGAACCCAUUGUUAACAUCAUUAUUACAACACCUGAGCCAGUUGUAUAUAAAUCAUUAAAUACAACUACUAAUCGCCAUACUGGAGAAUAUAUUGCUCAACUAAUAAGUGAUGUCAUUGAUUCUAUUGGGAAAAAUAGGUGUUUAGGGGUGGUAACAGAUAACGCAGCUGCUAUGAAGAAGGCUUGGCAAAUACUUCAAAGUGAUAGUCGUUAUGAAAAUUUACCAAUUGCUUACUACUCAUGCUUUUGUCACACUCUUAAUUUACUAAUACAUGAUAUUGUAAAAUUAGAAAGUUUUUCUACAGUGGAAGAAAAUGCAAAAAAAGUUGUAAAAACUAUUAAUAAUGUACACAUUUUAAAAAGUACUCUUGUUAAAAUUCAAAAAUCAAAGAACCAAGUAUUGGGAACUUUGAAAAUGCCAGUACAAACUCGUUGGGGAUCGAUUGUAUCUUGUUUAAAAAGUAUUGAACAAAACAAAGGCUGUCUUCAACAACUAUCGUGGAGUGAAAAUGAACAUGUUAUUGGUAAAUUAGGAAACAUAAAAAUGAUUCUUCUUGAUUUUGUAUUUUGGAAUAAAAUUGAAAGUAUGUUAAUCUUGUUAAAACCUAUAGCUGAUUGGAUAUUAAAACUAGAAUCUAAUCAUUCUUUUGUGAGUGAUGUUGUAUAUGCAUUGAAUGAUAUUAACUCUCUGUUGACUAACAAUUUACCAAAUAUAGAUUUUAUAUCUGACAAAGAAAAAGAGUCGGUUUUAAAAUCCUUCGAACAAAGGAAAAAUAUGGCUCUCCAUCCAAUGCAUUAUGCAGGCUCAAUAUUGGACCCUAGAACACAAGGUACUAAUUUAACAACUGCUGAAGAUAUAGCUGGAGUUGAAUAUAUUUAUAAUGUUACUAAGUCUUUAAUGAAAGAACAGUGUGGAAAUAUUAUGACAGAACUUGCACAAUAUCGUUCACAUGAAGGACUUUGGGGUAAAGAAUUUGUUUGGUCUGUGGAAUUAGAACAAUUAAAUCCUUUUACUUGGUGGAGAGGAAUUUGUGGAAGUUCAUCUAUCAGUAAAAUAGCAACAGCAAUUUUGUCUUUGCCAUGUUCUUCAGCAGCAACAGAGAGAUCAUUCAGUACUUUUUCUCUUAUACAUACAAAAAAAAGGAACCGGUUAUCAAAUAGUAGAGCUGAAAAACUUUUAUUCGUACAUCAAAAUAUGAAUAAUUUGAAAAUUCAAUCCAAAGAAAAACCAUUAUGUACUCGGCGUUUACGUAAUGAUGGAGCCAUGACACAAAUAAAUUGUGCCGAAACGCCAGAAACAACUGAAGAGCCAACAUUAUUCUCACCAACAGAGCAAGAACGCCAAGAACCAUCAACUAGCAGUUUUAUGUUAAACACUAGUGAAACCACUGGUGAAAUGCAUGACCCUAGUUCUAGUUCAGACGAAGAACAAUGGGACACAGAUAAUUUGGUGAAUGAUUCAAUUGACUCAGAAAGCUUUUCUUCACGUUCAGAAUGGGAUGAAUUUGAAUAAUGACCAAUGUUCAAACUCUAACUUAAUCUUAACUACUUUUUAUAUAUACAAUAUUUCAAUUUGUAACUCAACUAUAGAGAUUUAUGUUUGUUUUAUUAAGUUUUAAAAUAAUUAUUAUAAUUUGUUUUGUUUUUUAAUAUAAUAAACAGGUUGGACCAAAGUAGGUAAACCGAAAAAGGAACUUCUGUGAUAUUAUCAUUUCACAUUUGUAAUAUUUAUAAUUUAUAUACUUGUUAUUGUUUAUAUAGUUUGUUAUAUACUAUAAAAUCAAUAUUCUGCCACCCCUAAUAUAUAUUAGAACA
Metopolophium dirhodum (rose-grain aphid) is the source of this 2623-nucleotide messenger RNA. RefSeq lists its product as uncharacterized. Gene Ontology annotation, molecular function: protein dimerization activity. The record is from RefSeq and is a predicted model, not a curated record. The coding region runs from base 534 to 2321 and encodes 595 amino acids. The transcript has 4 exons. Lineage: Eukaryota; Metazoa; Arthropoda; Insecta; Hemiptera; Aphididae.